UGUGAACAGGAGUUCUAGCUAGGCACUAGGACCCUGCAGGUGCAGCAGAUAUUUUCAGUAAUGUGCAGUGCAGGCGCGUUCACAGGAGCUCGAGGGCAGCUGCUACAGCGUCCCUCUCGCGCAGCUGCUCCACAAUCUUCAAAACACUGAUCGUGCAUACGGAUCCAAAAACAUAGUCUGGGAUCAUCGUUCCUGGCUUCGCGACGCAGCGCAACAUCGCUCCACAUCACCGGCGCAUCCAGCCGACAUGGCCUCAUCCGUGAGCGGAGCGGAGGACGGGCGCGUGUCGGCGUUGACGCCCCUGAAGUUGGUGGGUCUGGUGUGUAUUUUCCUCGCGCUGUGCCUGGAUGUUGGGGCCGUGCUGAGUCCGGCGUGGGUCACCGCGGAUGACCAGUACCACCUGUCCCUGUGGGAGUCGUGCAGGAAGCACGCUGCCUCCGUGGACUGGCAGUGCGACAGCACGCUGGGGCAGAAAGGGACCGACUGGCAGAUCGCCACAUUGGCCUUGUUGUUGGGUGGAGCAUUCCUUAUCCUCCUUUCCUUCCUGGUGGCCCUGGUGUCUGUCUGCAUUCGCUCCAGGAGACGCUUCUACCGACCGGUCGCUGUUAUGCUCUUUGCUGCAGUGGUCCUACAGGCCUGCUGUUUGGUGCUGUAUCCCAUCAAGUUCAUCGAGACCAUCAGUUUGAGAAUAUACCACGAGUUUAACUGGGGCUACGGUCUGGCUUGGGGAGCCACCAUCUUCUCCUUCGGAGGAGCGAUUCUCUACUGCCUGAACCCUAAGAACUACGAAGAUUACUACUAAACAUGCUACAACACCGACAAUGCACUUCAAUGUCCUCUUCACUGUUGUGAUAGCAGCUCAUGCACUGAACGUUCAUUCGGAACUGACCCUUGACUUUGCAAACACACAAAGACCCUUAAAAUGCAGGGCAAUGCCGAGCUGCUAGAUGCAUAGAUUUUGAUCCCUUUUCCCUCAGAUUACUCUUUCACGCAAUUAAACGCUAUCAUCAAACUCUCA
Cyprinus carpio (common carp) is the source of this 1018-nucleotide messenger RNA. RefSeq names its product transmembrane protein 47. NCBI's taxonomy places the organism in Eukaryota, Metazoa, Chordata, Actinopteri, Cypriniformes, Cyprinidae. The record is from RefSeq and is a predicted model, not a curated record. Gene Ontology annotation, cellular component: membrane; cell-cell junction. Gene Ontology annotation, biological process: cell-cell adhesion.